CAGCCUUCUGCAAACACUUGCAGAAGCUGUUAUCUCCUCAGUUUCGCACCCCAAACCUCGCAUGGAAUGGAAACCCCACCCACGUCCCAGGGGCCCCCCCAUCGGAUCGAUCUAUAGUUCAUCGCCCGAUCUUCAAAAACAAAAACAAAAUAACAAGCCAAUCCCCCCACAGCCCGUCAACUUCCGCCAGGAGUUUUUCCGGUGUACGAGGCGAGGGUGAGACCGGAAUGCCCUCUCACCCCCUGCCCCUACCACUUCCAUGGGGACCCUUACCUUAAGGGAAUUUAGAGAACUACUCGAAGCGGUAACACCCGUACUGUACAAGUACCGUACGGGACGAGAAGACGCCUCCAAUCUUCUAGUUUCCCCCUCCCCCCCGUCUGUCACCCACACUCACUCCCCUCCCCGGAUGGAUUUUGACUUGCCUUGUUCCAGUUGGCCUGUGCUCUUUUGUUUCCUUAUUCCUGCGGCUCUGGGGCGGCCGUGGGGGAUACGGGGCACAUACGGGUAUAGUGGAACAGGAUUGGGCGAAGCAGCACCAAGCGUGAAGCUUAUCAGCCCAGUGAUAACCGCAAGAAUGAAACUGACAGGACGCUACGGGAUAUCUGACCAAAAAGCAAUGUCCAGCUAUCCAAGCGAUGUGUUCCAAUACAAUCCUCCAAUCUCUACUCCAUUCUCAGCGGCACACGUUUUUUCAUUAUCAUACCUUUUCUACAGAAUUCUGAUAUCAAUUCAAGAUCAACCUUUACUUUUUCAUCAUUAUUUCCCCUCUCUCCUCCUCUAUGACAUCCUCCAUCAGAUAUUGGUACAGGUAAGCGGCUCCCCUAUCAUCUUUCUCCCACCACACGCUUGA
Molecule: messenger RNA, 853 nt
Organism: Tuber melanosporum (Perigord truffle)
Lineage: Eukaryota; Fungi; Ascomycota; Pezizomycetes; Pezizales; Tuberaceae
Exons: 1
Coding region: 260-853 (197 amino acids)
Source: RefSeq, a predicted model, not a curated record